AUGUUGCUAGCAAUGGAUCCAUCAAUUAUUAGUACUGCACAAAUAGUGAAUCUCCGGAGAUUCUUUCCUCUGGCCUAUGGAACUCUUUCAUUCAUCGGACCGUUUACAAUUCUCAUUUUCAAUAAAGAUGUAUCUAAAGAAAUGAAACUGAUAGUAUUUGGCAAGAAAUUGAAUAUUGCUGAUUUCAUUUCUUUGGCGUUUUAUACAAUAUCCAGAGUAGCCUUCGUUCUGACUCCUCAUAUAAUUUUCAAUCAUCCGGAGUUCGGAUAUGCAGCAAUAUACUAUAAUGGUCUCUACUGGUGCAUCGUUUUUCGAGUGAACGGAAUCCUUUUCAUGACAAUUCAUCGAUUUUUAAUUAUUGUUAAGCCACUUUGCAAAUACAUCCAGCAAGCGAAACCGUGGACGAUUUGGAUAAUGUACUGGAUUCCAUCUGUCGUUUUUAGUGCCGUAUGUUUUCCAGACACUGAAAUCAGCUUCGAUUAUCCAGAGAAUAUGGCGUUGGUUAUGGAUUCAGCUAUCAUUAGUAAAGCGACCAGAAUUUCGUUCAUUUAUUUGUUAUUCUCUUGCUCAGCUUGUGUCAUCUCAUAUGGACUCAUGAUUAAAUUUAUUCGAGAUAAAAGUCAUUCGAUGUCCAAGUCUUUACGCAGAGAAAUUCGUUUGGCUUUUCAAGUUUUCUUAUCUUUUGCUGCUCAAGUCAUAUUACUCAUCUAUCUUUCUUGCUUAAAUGUUUUUGCGGUUAUGGAUAAUAAAGAAGGAAUAGUGAAAACUAGGAAAUACUAUCCUCUUGUUUACGGAAUCCUAUCUUUCAUUGGACCAUUCACAAUUCUCAUUUUCAAUAAUGACGUGUCUCGAAGAAUACAGCUGAUAAUUCUAAGAAAUCGUAUGGUUAGGAGAGUUGAAUCAUUGACUACAUCUACAUCAAGAAAAUUAACAGAUUUCCCAACGACAAGAUUUUGA
Molecule: messenger RNA, 957 nt
Organism: Caenorhabditis remanei
Lineage: Eukaryota; Metazoa; Nematoda; Chromadorea; Rhabditida; Rhabditidae
Exons: 9
Coding region: 1-957 (318 amino acids)
Source: RefSeq, a predicted model, not a curated record